UCGAAAUUGUCCAAACACCGCACGGUUAUGAUGGAUAUGGGACUAGGUGAAGAUGGUGGGACACUGAAGCAAGCCUCUCAUGUCUGGGCUAUGCUUGAUGAGAUGGCCAGUUCUGAUCCUGCGGCAUACCAGAGAUUCAUCAAGAAAACCAUGGAGGAAGGAAAAGAAAACAUGGAUCUUCCCAAGCCAUUCGCCUGCAUGAAGACAUCUAUCAUUACCCCAUCAAAGUCUGUGUUGUAUAUCAACCUGUGUAGCUGGAAGAAGAUCCCUAAACCUUCUACUGAUUCUGACCCCAUUGCAGUGGCUACAGGACCUCUUGAAGAUAGCAAAGAUGCUACAGGUAAAUACAGUGUUGUCCGAUUGGCUUUCAAUCCUUACGUUCUAGAAGAAAGUUUUCAAAAUGAUGUCGAUCGUGACCUUCUGAUCAACCUCGGAAUGGACUAUGUGGAGAAUCAACACAAAGUUAAACUCUCCAGGUCGUACAAAGAGUGCCAAGGCCUCAAGUUCAAAGGAGACAUCUCCACGUUGACAUCGGCAAAGCGGUUCUUCGGGAAGCGGGAGAAGACGGAAGCAGAAAUCUUGGAGGAGAACCUUGCGGGACUCAGCCCGGACACGCUCCUGGGGAAGAUCCAUGAACUGUCAAACCAGGACCUAGGGCAGUCAGAACUGGAGGACAAGCUGAAGGAUCUUGCUGUAGGAUCCACCAAAGAUCCAGGUGGAGACAGAAAAGGUGGACUGAUCCAGGAGAUCUCUAGCACCAAGUUGGAGCUACCAGAGCCGGAGUACAGUCUUGAUCUCCAGGAGGGUGAUGAGAAGGGUCCCAGGAGACUUGAGUUGAGAUUGGAGCUUCAUGGUGUACAAUCCGUCUCUCAGUGUGAACUGGACAUCUCAGAGGAUGAAGUCAGCCUGUUUGUCGAGGGGAAGUACGACCUCCAUCUACGUUUUCCAGAACUGAUCUCCGAGUCUGACGCAAAGGCCAAGUUUUACAAGAAAUCUUCAGUGCUGUUGGUCACAUUACCAACCCAGAACCAGAGAUGACAUCAUAUGAGGAGGCUUUCACGGGUGAGUUAAGAGCCAAGACUGCUUGAGGCUGUCAAGUGUACAUCUAAUGCAGCAGAGAUGGUUGACACGUCGAGAAGACCGUCGCUAACGGAACCCACAAAGAUAACAGGUGUGCGCGUAUGUUUAUCAUCGAUUCAGAGAGUAUCAAAUGUCAUGCCUUCCUCUAAAGGGCUUUCGCACCUGUGGCCCAUAACAUAAAGCUUAGUAAGAUUUUCAUCAUAGAACUUUUUGUUAUUGAUCGCAUAGACAAUUAUUUUCAAUCAUUUAAAAUCAAGUGUACAAGUAAGCACAAUCCUUUGUGUUACGGCACCCUGCACGUUCUAACGAGCCAUUGUAUUACGUAAUUAUAAUAUUAUUUAGGUAGCAGUUCUUCAUAUCAAUGUUUAAUUGUCAGAAAUAAAUGUAGGAUUACAUUAACAUGCUUAAAAGAUUGAGGUGUACUCAAGGGUUAUAAAUCAAUAAUGACUACAGGAAUUGUUGAAAUAAUAUAUGCUUAAUAGCUGCUAAAUACAGUGAUUACAUGUAGCUGGAUCAAUGAGGAAAAUUUAGACAUGUUUUAGAUGUCAAUUUUUAUCCACUCUUUCCUAUUUGUGAUCGUUUCUGUUAUGUAAUGAAAGCCUGCUGGGAUUGUGGCAUACAAACUAUCAGUCAUUUAACUUGCUCCCGUUUGAGAUGAUGAUGGUAGCUACAUGUAUUGUGCAGUAAAUAUUCAGUUCCAUGUCUUAAUCUAAUAAUACCCUCGAUCAGAAUUCGUAUCCUCGUCGAAAUAACAUUCUAUUAUGAAUCGGUUAAGAUUCCAAUGAUAUCUUAUCGCGACCCAAACGUUGAUCAAUGCCACAAAUUCGUGGGCUGAGAUACGAUUGAGUUUGUACCAAUUGUAAGGCACUGAAAAUCUUUAAACUUUGAUGUAGAUCCAGAUUACCAUUUUUGUCAAGUUCAACUAACUUCAAGUUUUGGCAACGUAAUCGUCAGGACACAAGUUUGCUUGUACGGGACUAUUCACUUCAGCACUGCGGAUCUGUUUGAACUCGGAAACAUGAUUUUGGAUAAGACUUCUCAAUGCUUCUGUGUUAUUUACUGUCUACCCUGUACUUUUUUAAUAUUGGGUAGAGUUUUUUUGGCGGGGGUUGUUGUAACACCUUAUUAUGCUUCAUAGAUUUAAGGCAGGAAAAGUGACACUUUUCGGUAAGUGAACUUGAGUAAAUGAGAAAUUUAAUUAUCGAUCAUCUGCUCACCCGCGAUGACGACCGACGAUAAACUCCAACACCGAUAUUGCAUCAUCAAAGGGAAUGGAUAAUUGAGUGAAAUCAUGUGGACAAAUGUCCUUUAUCAAUUGAGUCAUGGGGGGGGUCUUUGGUGGAGACCCACCUCCAGUUUUCCUUAUUUCUCUAGUGUAAAGGCCUUACUCCUGUUUUGCAGCAACUCUGCAUCUCUUCCAUUGAUCUUUCAUUUGAGCCAAGCUCCACUUCUGUCCAUACUUAUUAACAAAUUGUUGAUAAAUCUUUUUCCAUGCAUUGAUUUUCCUUGAAUUUGUAAUGUGAUUUGUAGCCUUGUUGAUUAUGUGGAUUCUAUCUGCAAUUAAUUCAAUCAAAUAAUUCUUGCAAUUCUGCCAAUUUGGUUUCCUGUCCCUCUUAAUUCCUGUAUCCUCCAUGAUUAUUGAUUAAUUAAUUAAUACGCAACAAAAGUUUGUACUGAGCAUGC
Lytechinus variegatus (green sea urchin) is the source of this 2763-nucleotide messenger RNA. RefSeq names its product PIH1 domain-containing protein 2-like. Gene Ontology annotation, biological process: rRNA processing; box C/D snoRNP assembly. The record is from RefSeq and is a predicted model, not a curated record. Bases 28 to 1038 code for a protein of 336 amino acids. NCBI's taxonomy places the organism in Eukaryota, Metazoa, Echinodermata, Echinoidea, Temnopleuroida, Toxopneustidae. Gene Ontology annotation, cellular component: cytoplasm; ribonucleoprotein complex; R2TP complex. The transcript has 4 exons.